Messenger RNA from Lytechinus pictus (painted urchin), 5987 nucleotides. RefSeq lists its product as uncharacterized. NCBI's taxonomy places the organism in Eukaryota, Metazoa, Echinodermata, Echinoidea, Temnopleuroida, Toxopneustidae. The record is from RefSeq and is a predicted model, not a curated record. Bases 1 to 2769 code for a protein of 922 amino acids. The transcript has 4 exons.
AUGACAAUCCAAUGUAUCAAGCUUACUUCAUUCCAAGAAUCAGCAAACAGUAAGGAAGCUAUUGGUGACCUCAAUUCACAAGUGGAUCCUUAUUUCGAGUCUAUGAUGAGUGUGGAUGGUGCUACUGAAAAUCACUCGUCACUUCUACAGGAUCCUUAUCAAGAGUGUGUAUGGAGUAUUGGUUCCUCUGCUACUGACAGCCCCACCUCACCAGAACUGGAUCCUGUUUCGGAGUCACUUCUACAGGAACCUUAUCAAGAAUGUGUAUGGAGUAUUGGUGCCUCUGAUGCUGACAGCCCCAUCUCACUAGAACUGGUAGAUCCUGAUUCAGAGUCUGUUAUAAUAGAUGGUGAUUCUGACAACCCCACUUCACCAGAAUGUGAUUCUGAAUCUGAAUUGACCGUGGAUGCCACUACCGAACACCUCAUAUCAACAAUAUUUAAGGGUACUUCAGUAGUAAAUAGGUGCAAGAGGCACUUAGUGAAAAGUAAAUUUGAGUAUUCAAUAUCAAAUCAUGUUACAACACAUCAUGCUGAAAGUGAUGCUGAUAAUGAAUUAUGUGCAUUAGGAAUUGAUGAUGCUGCAGAAGGUGAUUCUGUCACAUCCAUGGAGUCUGAUGACAAGACUAUGGGUAGUGAAGACAAGAAUGAUGUCACAAACUGUGACAUCAAAGUAAUGCGUUCAAACAAUAGUGUAAGGAGGAAAUUUGACAAAGGAGCGUACUGUCCUUUCUGCCACAAACUCCAGAUGAAACUUACAAGACAUUUAGUUUGUAAGGAACACCAACACGAACCCCAGGUAAUCCAGUGGUUAAAUACAAGUGACCCACUCUUGAAACUUGAGAGGUUAACAAGGAUGAGAAACUCAGGAAACUUUUAUCACAAUACACAGGUAUUAAGAGAAGGUAAAGGAACAAUAAUUCCUGUGUAUAGACCUACUCAUGAAGUCAGUUAUAAGAACUAUGUACCAUGUAUGUCUUGCUUUGGCUUCUUUGCUAAGGCAGAUUUAUGGAAGCAUUCUUGCAAGGUAAAGAAAAGUAACCAGGAUAGCAAGCUGACUGGAGGUGAGAAGAAGAAAAAACAAAAGUUGAUUAGUCUAAGCUCCUUUCUGCUACCAACAACUGGUGAUGCAAGUGAACGGGUCAAUAAAAUAUUUUCAAGCAUGAGGGAAGAUGAUGUGUCAGCUCUCAUCAAGGACGACAUGCUUGUGAAAAAAUUGGCAGAAAAAGUGGUUUUCAAGUUAGGGCAAGAAGAAGAGCACUUUUAUGACAUCAAAGGCAAACUUCGCAAUAUCGGGCGACUGUUACUUGCCUACAGGGAGAUCACAAAUGAGAAAAAUGCAUCAUUCUCAGAUGUCAUUGACCCUGUGAAGUUCAGAAAUGUUGUAAAAGCAGCCAGAUGUGCAGCAGGGUGUAAUGGGAAGAAACACAUGCCUAGUCUUUCAUUCACUCUGAAAAUAAGGUAUACAUUGAAGCAUGCAGGAGGAAUACUCCUUGGAAUGGCAGUUUGUGACAGAGAUGAAGGUUUGGAGACAAGAGCAAAAAACUUCAUCAAAUUAUGUGAACAUGAAUGGAAUGAUCAAAUGGCUUGCCAUUCUGAAAAUGCAGAAAUAUUGAAGAGUACAAAGUACUCGUCUCUCACAAAUGAUGUAAUGAAGCUAUCAAUUUAUUUGAAUCAAAAGGUACAGGAAGGAAAGGAGGCCCUACACCAGUCAAUAAAAAAUGUAGCUGGGCCAUUCACAGAAUUGAGUGAGGUGGUCUUAACGUCAGUAUUGGUAUUCAAUUGCAAACGAUCCGGUGAUCCAUCGAAGAUUAAAGUGUUUGAUUUUGAUGAGUGUGUCUCAGGAAACAAUGGAAAGAGCACGCUUGGAGGAUUAACAGAGUUUGAGAAACAGCUCUGCAGAGUGAUGUGGGUGAUGGAAACCACCGGAGAGGAUGAUAGGAAAGUGCCUUUGUUACUAACCCAAGGUGUGAAAGAAGCCAUGAAUCUUCUCAGACGUAGACGUACAGAUGCAGGUGUCUUGGAUGAGAAUCCUUUCUUCUUUCCUCUCCUCAACUCUACAGGUCAUAUCAAAGGGAAUGAUGCAAUCCAUACGCAUGCAGUUAGGUGUGGUGCAAAACAUCCAGAGAACAUCCAAUCAACAGAGCUGAAACAUCACAUUGCUACCAUUUAUCAGGUGAUGAACUUGAGAAAGAAUGAACAAGGUAUUUUGACAUUGUUUCUUGGACAAGGCAUCGGAACACCCCAUCAGGACUUUGGCUUACCUGAAGACGUGUUAAUAGUGGCAAAAGUGUCAAAGCUUCUGUUUUUGAUGGAGAAUGGAGCAAUGCCAGAAAUGGCAGGAAAAACACUAGCUGAGAUCCUUGUAGAUGAAGUUGUGCCUAUGGCUAAGUCCCUUGAAGCACCUGAUCAUGAGAAGGAUGGAUUACUUGUAGAUGAUGAGACAGAAUCACAUGGGCAAAAUACUUGUAACCAUGCAGUCCUGAAUGCUUCAAAAAGCCCUGCAAAGAAGGAUGCAACAAAGAAGAAAACUUCCAGGGAAAGAAUCAAGCAGUCUAAGAAAGCAACCAAGAAACAGAAAUGGACAUACAAGGAAAAGUUAGCAGUAGCAACUGCUUUCAGGUCAUAUAUGACCAGCCAUAGUCAUGUAAAAACACUCCCAGGGAAAGCUGAAAUUGAGACUGCUCUCUCUAAAACACCAUGUUUGAGUUCCCGCACAUGGAGGAACGUAAAGGACUAUAUACGCAAUAAUCAGUAUAAGGCUUAUUGACAAGAUGUUCUCUAGUUAUGAACAGAAUGAGGUAAGAAAAUAAAGCUGUGUCAAGGGAAAUGAGUUGGAGGAUACAUUUAUUUUCCAAUUUUCUCAUCAAUAUGGAUACCAAAUAUGACUUGUAUUCUUGCCUGUUUAACACAAGGUCAACAGCAGUGAUAUUUCUUUAAUUUUGUUUCAGCAAAUAUUGUGUUCCCUAAAAAAUUGGCAAAUUUCAUGCAUAAGAAGCCCCAGAGGCCACUUCCAUUGACCAAUGGAUAUCAUGCGAUUCCAUAGUUUAAAAAAAAAAAUCCUUUAACAAGUAUGUGAGAACCUACAUAACCUUGCUCCACCCUCAAAGGACAAGUCCACCCCAACAUAAAGUUGUUUUGAAUAAAAAGAGGAAAAUCAAAGAAGCAUAACACUGAAAAUUUCAUCAAACUUGAAUGUAAAAUAAGAAAGUUAUGACAUUUAAAACUUUCGCUCAAUUUCACAAAAUAGUCAUAUUGAAAUCCAGAUUGGUAUGCAAAUGACAUCAUCCACUCACUAUUUCUUCUAUAUUUCAUUACAUGAAAUAUUAUAAUUUUCCCCUUGUUCUCAUAUGAAACAUUAUUCCUUCCUGAACAUAUGUGUAUACUGUAUAUCAUUGUUUUCCCAUUUUGUGGUUCAAACAAGGGACAAGGGGCUCCUUAUUGUCAAAUCUGUAAAAAUUGAAAUAUUGUAUAAUUCAAACAAUAAAAAACAAAUAGUGAGGAACAUCAUCAACUCUCUCAUUGGCAUAUCACUGAGAUAUGCAUACAACUGUUUUUUUUAAAUGAGCAAGAGUUUAAUAAAAUGUUAUAAAUUUUACAUCCGAUUUUGAUGAACUUUUCAGUGUUAUGCUUGUUUGAAUUUUCUCUUUUUAUUCGAAUUAAGCUUUUCUGGUGUGGACUUGACCAUUGACAAGUGUUGGGUAUGACAACCAAGUAUUAUCUACAGAACCCCGUCAAUAAUUAUUUCCUUAUGCAUUUUAGGAAAGAGAUUAAACCCUUGCAAAUCAGACUCUAAUCACAUACGUUGCCUCACAAAAAGUAUACCCCUUUUUCAGCAUUUUAGAGUUUUUGACACCAUUAUUACGUUAUUUGGGCAGGCAUUAUAUCCUCUUGUAAAUGGAAGUGCCCCCCCCCCAUAAUAUGGGGGGUGGGGCUAAUUCUGAAAGCUUAGUUUUUGACCUCAUAAUAAUGAUGAAUGGAAUGCAGGCUGCCUGUGAUGUAAUCAAAUACAGGUAAAAACUUCAAGACAUAGACAAUUACUUGAUCCAGCUAGUUUGCAACUGCCAGUACUUACCUGCUUGCCUUCAUUCAAAUUAGUAUACCAAUUAGGGAUAUAUGCCAAUAUUUGCUUCUUAUCUUUUUUCCCUUUGUUUCAACAUAGUUUCUAUCGGAUUUCUUCAGUCACUUGUUGCAAACUCAUGUUUGCUACUUAAUUUGUAGCCUGUCAACAAUUCCCUAUGAAUGAGGUAAAAAUGUGAUUCUGUUCUGUGCAGGAACUGAGAGAGAAGUAGGUAGCAAUUGAGAGAUGUGCUAAAUGCCUUUCUGAUCCUUAGGGCCUUGUGGACUUUGAUACAAAGAGAGAGUAUGAAUUAUCAGAAGCGGAUCUAGAGGGGGGGUUGGGGGGGUUGCAACCCCCCCCCAAAAAAAAAAAUCCGGGGACCAUUUUUUAAAAUCUUAUCUUUUUUUUAAAACUUGUAAUGCAAGAAAACGCCAUUUUCACACACAGAUUUUCAAAAAUUUUCCCUACUGUGGGAGGGGGGACACCCCCCUCCCACACCCUCCCCCCUCGCUCGCUUGGACUCGGUGGCUACGCUCCCUCGCAUACCACCCCAACCCCCCCCCCCUUUAUAAAAAGCUGGAUCCGCCCCUGAUUAUACAUAAGCAUGCCACUUUUCUCAGUACAAUGAGGGUUGAUUAUUAAUGUUUUUCACAUUGCUAGAAUUCCAGCUUCUUAAAAUAAAAGAUUAAAUAUUCAUUUUGUUUCUUCCCCCAAAUUAAGAAAAAUCAUUUCUGAGUUUUUCACGUGAAACCAGCAUCAUUAAACAUGGUACAUCAAAGGCCAUCGUGCUGCUGGAGUUUCUCUUGUGUUUCUCGAGAAAUGGAGCUCUGCUUGAAUCAUUUUGUUGCAAUUAUUCAUUAUCAUAUUAUACAAUAAGAACAGUUGCAGUUCCAACAUACAUCCCUGUGGAACAAGAAAAUCUACAGCUUGGAAAUAAUUCGUCGGCGUUCAUCUGAACCGUGGUAUCAGUCAAUUUGGCGAAAAAAAUUAUUUUGGGAUUUUUCUAUAACUAAAUUUCUAGGAUGCAAUUUAUUUAAGUUCUUGAGAUAGAGGGGAUUUUCAAGGCGAUGUCAUACAAAUUUUGUUAUAAAAUACGCAAUCCCAUUAGAAACGUGUACUGUAGCAGAGCGAUACAACGUUUUUGACUGACCGCGAAUUCAAUGCGUGUGGUCAGCUAAGCCGUCGUAUCACACUGCAUUGACUUUGCACGUGAAAAAGCAAUACGACGCUUGACUGAUCGCGCGCAUUGAAAUCACGGUCGGUCAAAACUUUGAAGUCGAUUUUCUCUGAAAUGGGUUUGCACCAUGUAUUUGUGAUUCGACGGUUCGGAGUGUAUGUCUUUCUUUUCUGAAUACAUGUAUCCUGCACAAUGCACAGUUGUAGAAUUAAUGUUGAUGCAUUGUAAGGCUUCAGUUCUAUGAAUAGAUGGAGCAGUUUUAUAUCAUGUAAUAAAAAAAAAUCUGGAUUUUGAUACUGCUUUGCCCACCAUAGUCUUUGUAUUUUUGAUUGCAUCUCUUAAAUGUAAGUUCCUGAUAGUUUUUAGUAACACUUUAAACUCCUCUGUCUACUGCUUGUCCUGCUCCUUCCAUUUUUCUUUUGCCAAGUUAUAUUUCAACUUUCCAUCUACUUUUUCCUUCUUUCUUUUCUAUCUAGCAUUCAUAUUUGGCGAUUAUACAAGGUCGUCAUAUCAACAUGUUUGAAAUGGCCAAUGUUUUCUGAAAACAUUCUUCUAAGCCAUUUUCGCUUCAGGUCUUCCUUCUCAUUCUCCUUCCUCUUGUUUUUUGUUAUGGAUUUCGUCUCCCAUUGUGUUAUUUAUUAGCUGAGUAUUUUAAUGCAUGUUAAGACUUCCUUGUUGUUUUGCAUGCAUUUGUUGUGCUUGAACAUAAACUAUUAAAAAUAAGUUGUAAUUCACAAAGCUGUGGUUUGAU